Messenger RNA from Cercospora beticola, 882 nucleotides. RefSeq lists its product as uncharacterized. The record is from RefSeq and is a predicted model, not a curated record. Lineage: Eukaryota; Fungi; Ascomycota; Dothideomycetes; Mycosphaerellales; Mycosphaerellaceae.
AUGCACAUCACUACAGAGGACAUUGUCUACCUCAGGACGUCUUCCGAGACCAACACCAUGAGGCGAUCACAUGAAGACGAAGCUCCUCCCAGCUACAAUGACGCCAUUACCAUCGACAAUCUGCAGUCAGAAAUCACACUCCACGACGAACACUUUUACGGAGACCAAAUAGAACCCACGGGCUCUCUCGAAUCAACGACGCCCUCUCAGGAUAAGGACAUUGCAGGCGAACGUCCACCUCAAGCCAAAUGGCUCGUAAAGUCCACGACCGACCCUUCCGCCUGGAAGCUCCUCACCAAUGGUCCACUAAUGACCAACGCGACCACCCCUCACAAUUCCUCUCCUCUUACCAAACGUCGAUACCGCGUGCUCUUCCCUCUGGGCUACGAAGAUGUCUACCUCCACAAAUCCUCCUGGUCUAGCAGCGACGCAUCCUCCCUCCCCGACUUCCAUAUUGAGCUAUACUCCCCAGCCAAAUGCUCCGAGCGCUACGAACCCGAGCCGAUUGUCGUCCUGGGUCCGACAGACCCAUCCCAACAAACCGACUCCCUCGCCCGCUCCCACCUCGUCACUCAUCUGCCGAAAACAUUCUCUAUCAUUGAAUCCGAAGUCACGAAGACCACACGCAUGGUCACCUUCUGCGAGUCUGAAUUCUUCAGCUGGGACUGGGAUUGCAAAACCUCGGCUGCGCGACAUGAUAUGCGAAUGAUGAUUCACCGAGCACGGAAGAAAGUUAUUACUGUCGCACACCUGGUUAGGCGAUUGGAGCAAUGCGUAGAUUUCUGUGGCAAGAAAGGAGAUUAUCAGUUUGAGGCGGCAUUGAAGUUGCUGAGAAGGAGUCUGAGGGAGGUUGGUUAUCGAAUGGGCAGACUGCAAGUUUGA